AAGCGAGGAGGAGCAGCAGCCCGAGCCGCAUGUGUCACUUCCAGUAUGCUGCUAAACCGAGCUGCUAUGUGACUCUUUGGGAACAUUUAGCUGCUUUAGCCGUCGGUGGGAAGAAAGGUUAGAAAGUUUGGAGCUACAAACCGGUGUUUUGGGGGGGCGCGGGGCGCAUAGGGAAGUGGUUUCGGAAGUGGAGCGUGGCAGAGAAGGUUUGAGGGGGGGGGCUUUACUUUACUGUGUGAUACCAGAUAGCUCGUUUUUGCUUGCCACGACGGGACUGACGUAGAAUAUGGCGGAGCAUCACCCGGUUCCCGACAAACACAAAUCCUCACUCAACUCCGGAGCGUCGUAUUCGGGGAACGGGAGGAGCAGCACGGCGGUGGCAGAGAGAGGUAGCACCGCCGGCGUAGGAGGUGGAGUAGGAGGAGGAGGAGGAGGUGGUCUGUCCGGCGGCCUGUCGCAGCCGGCCGGAUGGCAGUCCCUGCUGUCUUUCACCAUCCUGUUCCUGGCCUGGCUGGCCGGUUUCAGCUCCAGGCUCUUCGCUGUCAUUCGCUUCGAGAGCAUCAUCCACGAGUUUGACCCCUGGUUCAACUACAGGUCGACUCACCACCUCACCACCAAUGGCUUCUAUGAGUUCCUCAACUGGUUUGACGAAAGGGCCUGGUACCCUCUGGGUAGGAUAGUAGGGGGCACUGUGUACCCAGGUUUAAUGGUGACAGCGGGCCUCAUCCACUAUGUGCUCAACCUGCUGAACAUCACCGUCCACAUCCGGGACGUGUGCGUGUUCCUGGCGCCGGUGUUCAGCGGCCUGACCUCCAUCUCCACCUUUCUGCUGACGAGAGAGCUGUGGAACCAGGGGGCGGGACUGCUGGCGGCCUGCUUCAUCGCCAUCGUCCCAGGCUACAUCUCCCGCUCUGUGGCAGGCUCCUUCGACAAUGAAGGCAUCGCCAUCUUUGCAUUGCAGUUCACCUAUUAUCUAUGGGUGAAAUCAGUAAAGACGGGGUCGGUGUUCUGGGCCAUCGGAUGCUGCCUCUCCUAUUUCUACAUGGUUUCAGCUUGGGGCGGUUACGUCUUCAUCAUCAACCUCAUCCCUCUUCACGUGUUCGCCCUGUUGCUCAUGCAGCGCUUCAGCAGGAGAGUCUACAUAGCCUACAGCACCUUCUACAUCAUCGGUCUGGUCCUGUCCAUGCAGAUCCCCUUCGUGGGCUUUCAGCCAAUCAGGACCAGUGAACACAUGGCUGCAGCAGGUGUGUUUGUGCUGCUUCAGGUCUACGCCUUCCUGCAGUACCUGAAGGACAGACUGACCAGGCAGGAGUUCCAGACUCUGUUCUUCCUGGGAGUCUCUCUGGCUGCUGGAGUUGUUUUUCUCUCCGUUAUCUAUCUCACGUACACAGGGUACAUCGCUCCAUGGAGUGGGCGCUUCUACUCCCUCUGGGACACUGGCUACGCUAAGAUCCACAUCCCCAUUAUAGCAUCGGUGUCUGAGCACCAGCCCACCACCUGGGUGUCCUUCUUCUUUGAUCUUCACAUCCUGGUCUGCACCUUCCCAGCAGGCCUCUGGUUCUGCAUAAAGAACAUCAAUGAUGAGCGUGUCUUUGUGGCUCUGUAUGCCAUCAGCGCUGUGUAUUUUGCCGGCGUGAUGGUGCGUUUGAUGUUGACUCUGACUCCGGUGGUGUGCAUGCUGUCGGCCGUGGCGUUCUCAAGCGUCUUUGAACACUACCUGGGUGAUGACAUGAAGAGGCAGAGUCCGCCCGCAGAGGACAGCAGUGACGAGGACGACAGGAAGAACGCCGGCAACCUCUACGAUAAGGCCGGCAAGGUGCGUAAACAUGUGUCAGAACAGGAGAAGGCAGAGGAGGGCCUGGGCCCCAACAUCAAGUCUAUCGUCACCAUGCUGAUGUUGAUGUUACUCAUGAUGUUUGCUGUGCACUGCACCUGGGUCACCAGCAACGCCUACUCCAGCCCCAGUGUGGUGCUAGCAUCGUACAACCAUGACGGCUCCCGGAACAUUCUGGAUGACUUCAGAGAGGCCUACUAUUGGCUGAGGCAGAACACAGACGAGCACGCCAGAGUGAUGUCAUGGUGGGACUACGGCUACCAGAUAGCAGGCAUGGCUAACAGGACAACGCUGGUGGACAACAACACGUGGAACAACAGUCAUAUAGCACUGGUGGGUAAAGCCAUGUCAUCUAACGAGACGGCAGCCUAUGAGAUCAUGAGGUCGCUGGAUGUCGAUUACGUCCUGAUCAUCUUCGGCGGGGUGAUUGGCUACUCAGGAGAUGACAUCAACAAGUUCCUCUGGAUGGUGCGCAUUGCAGAGGGAGAGCACCCCAGAGACAUCAGGGAAAGUGACUACUUCACCCCACAGGGAGAGUUCAGAGUGGAUAAAGAUGGCUCCCCCACCCUCCUCAACUGCCUUAUGUACAAAAUGUCUUACUACCGCUUUGGAGAGAUGCAGUUGGACUUCCGGACGCCGCCAGGCUUCGACCGGACGCGUAACGCUGAGAUCGGUAACAAGGACAUAAAGCUGAAGCACCUGGAGGAAGCGUUCACCUCAGAGCACUGGCUGGUCAGGAUUUAUAAGGUGAAAAAGCUGGAGAACAGGGACCGCGUGGAGCAUAAGCUGCGAAGCUCCGACACCGCCAAGCAGAAGUACACGUCCAAAAAGACUGCCAAGAGGAAGCGUGGAUACAUCAAGAACAAGCUUUCCCUCAAGAAGGGCAAGAAACUGACCAAGAAAUCUUUAUAGAGCGUCCACCACCGACAGAGGCACACUGGAGAACAACAGAAGAGAAAGAGAGAGAAAGAAAGAGAGAGAGGGUGGGAGGGAGGGAGGAAUAAAUCUUACGUUAAAAAAAACAAAAAGAAAAAAAAAACAAUCAGUAAAAAAAAUCCACCAAUUAAGACGAAUAAGGAAGAAGCAGAGGUUCUCCAGCCUCCCCUCACCCCCCCACCCCUCCCCUCCCACUCCCACCCUCCGUCACGUCAUCCCCGUGCGUCCUCACCUGGAGGGUCCAGGCUUGGAAACGUUACAUCAUCACAAAGCGGAGAUCACGUCGACCUGAUUUAAAAAAACGCAGAGGGGUCAAAGGAGGCGAAGAACGGGAGACGCCAGCUAGUCCCAGCCCCACCCCUAACCCCCAAAUUCCCCAACCCCCCCCAACGCUGGUUUUAACCUGAGGAACUGUGACCUUUAACUCACAUUUCUUUUUCUUUUCUUCUUCUUCUUUUUUUUUUUGUACUUGAAUGUGCCGGUGAGUGAUAGGAGAGGCAGAGAGAGCAAAGAGAUGAGUUGUCUUGUAGUUGUAAGGACUGCUCUAUGCAUUACAUCAUUUCUUCUCCACACACCCUCUCACAAUGAAAACAGGUAAAGCAUGACUUCAGGAUGAUUGUUAAUGGUGUUCCUUCCUUGUUGGAGUUCAUUCAAUUCAAAUUCUCACUCCUGAUACAUGAUGAGAAUAUUCCAAAACAUUGCAAAACCUGAUUUACUCUGAUCAGUGUUAACACAUGCUGGUUUUAACUGUGUUUCAUCAAUACACACACACACACACACACACUCACACACACGUGCCAACAAGGAGAAGCCAUCGCUCUUCAUCAAGCCUCAUUCUGCUGCACUGACAGGACAUUUUUAAUGAUAGAACCAGACAUGUACAGACGACUUAAAGAAGCAUUCUUGUUUAUUACAACUUAUUUUUCAAGUUCAUUUGUGAUAUCUAACAACAGCAUCAUCUCUGGAAGGAAGUCAUGUGGUAAAGAAACCCGAGCAGGCGGCUUUUAAACAAACCUCCAAGAGAGAAAGAGAAAAAAAAAUAAUUUCCUUUUUAAUUAUAGCCUUCAAAAUAAAGUUAGCGUGAAUCUGGUUAAAUCCUCAGUUUGUUUACAACCCCAACUGAUGUAAAGCUACACAAUAAGAGCUGAGAAUGAUCCGUCCAUCAGUGUCCAGCUGCAGUGGGUUUAAAUAUCAACAUAUCUUUUUAAAUCCAAGACCAAGAACCCAAGUCUCCUCUUUCUUCUUCUUCUUUUUUUUGGUUGUUAAUGAUUAGUGAAGAGCAGCAUUGUGCAGGCAGGUCUCUGAGCUUUAGGGAGUCAGUGAAUUUGUGUUCUCAGUGUAGUUUUUAAUGAUCACUCUGCUGCACGCUGCAGGUUCAAACUCCACUGAAUGUAAAAUGGACUGAUUUAAGACGGAGCGCCGUCGGAUGUGAAGCGGGGCCUCGGAACUCUCCGGCUCUCGUCUGCUAGUCGCUAACAGAGGACAUCUGUCUCGUCCUGCCGGGGUGAUUAUUAAAGACACAUUUGAAGUGUAGCUGCUCAUUAGCUUUAAAAAUUAAAAACGCUUUCAGCUGUUAGCGCCGAGGGUGCCGAGCCUUUUUCUUUCUUUCUUUUUUUUCCCCCUUCCUAAAACUCUUCCAAUUGGAAAAACCGAUGAAAAUGGGAAGCAGCGCCUACUUUUGAACACACAGCUGUAGUGUUCUGUAGUGUUCCUACACACAAAGUCUGUCACGCAUCCACCAGCUUCUUUUCGAGUCAAAUGUGAAGACCCCCACCCCACCUACCCCACCCUCUCUCUCUUUGAUCUCCUGUCAAACGUUCCACUGCGCUCUGUAGAUAGCAGACUUGCUUCUCCCCUCACAGGUACAGUAACAGGAUCAAACGCUCUGCUCCCACUGCUUUAUUCCCUCGUGAAUUUAGAAAAAUAUGAAGUCUUCUUGAGCUGCCAGCAGGAGCAGGAGGAGGUGGCUCUCCACCAGAGGGGCCGGGGGGGUGGGGGGCCUUUCAUAGGGUUAAAACAUUACACUCAAAUCACUGUUUGUCAGAUGUUUUACCUCCAGUGGUUUUCCUCCAAUUGGCUAAAUUCCCACUUUGUUCCGGUUGUAGCUCCGUCACACAAACCAGUGGCUUAAACAUGAGGAUUUCUUCCUACAUAUGUGAUAUAAUAUGGUUUGAAAGUGUAAUGCCCCCCCCCUACUGUAAAUCCUCCCCUUUAUAAUUUAAUCCGCCUUAUUCUCAUUUCUUGAAGAUAGUCCAAGAAACAUAAUCCACGCUGCGCAAGCUCCACUUUGAUUCUGUUGUGAGCUUGUUUGUUUUUGUGAGAAGAGCAGCGACGUGGUAGAACCCAGGAGGAGAACCAAGAAGAUAGAAGAUAGCAUCGGCCUUAAAGAGGGAGAGAAAAAAAAUGAAAUCAUAUCCAGAGCUCAGCUUAGAGACAGUCAUUGAGUGUAUUUAUUUACAUGGACGAUGAAGGCUGCGCUGGUGAACUAAAAAAAAAAAGAAAAAAAGCGAGUGUAGCGUCCUAUCACGACAUGCAAGGAUUUUAUGUUGUUUUUUUUUGAUUUUCUAAGUCAAGGUUUCUUCCAUCGAAUUGUAAUGAUCUGGAUGCAGGUGUGAGAAUGAAACAUGCCUUUUUGAAUAAAGAGGUUGAAAUAAUAA
This is a messenger RNA of Scomber japonicus (chub mackerel), 5427 nucleotides long. RefSeq names its product dolichyl-diphosphooligosaccharide--protein glycosyltransferase subunit STT3B-like. Gene Ontology annotation, cellular component: membrane. Gene Ontology annotation, biological process: post-translational protein modification. Gene Ontology annotation, molecular function: dolichyl-diphosphooligosaccharide-protein glycotransferase activity. Bases 287 to 2746 code for a protein of 819 amino acids. The record is from RefSeq and is a predicted model, not a curated record. The transcript is spliced from 16 exons. Lineage: Eukaryota; Metazoa; Chordata; Actinopteri; Scombriformes; Scombridae.